Messenger RNA from Rubroshorea leprosula, 683 nucleotides. The record is from the annotation of a GenBank genome assembly. Lineage: Eukaryota; Viridiplantae; Streptophyta; Magnoliopsida; Malvales; Dipterocarpaceae.
CGGAAGUCAUUCACUUGUGAAUGAUGUUGUUGGGGAUAAGAAGGGGAGUGUAUGAACAAAGAGAAUAAAGAAUGUAUUUUGAAUUUAAACAUAGCUGUAGUUAAUAAUAAGAGAUGUAACAAUGGGUCAUAGUGAGGUGCUGUAAAUAAAGUAUAACCAGAGCAAUCAUGACCGGAGUGAGAAAUUGUAAAGAUGAUGACCGGAGUCAUAACGGCCGGAGCCGUAAUAAAACAUGAUGACCGGAGUCAUAAGGGCCGGAGCAGUAAUAAAACAUGAUGACCGGAGUCAUAAGGGCCGGAGCCGUAAUAAAACAUGAUGAUCGGAGUCAUAAGGGCCGGAGCCGAAGUAAAACGUGUGACACUGGGUCACUGUGGCCGUAGCCGAAAUUGGGUUGCUGUGACCGAAGCCGAGGUGAAAUGUAAUGAAGCAUUAUUGUAGUUGAAGCCGAGGUGAAACACUUGUAUAUUUGAGAAUAUGCACAAGUGAAUGGAGGUGUCAAAAUGGGCGUAGGUGGGGCCAUCUGGAAAACCUGACAACGUGGUGUGACAGUUGUCCAUGGAAUGACGUGCGCAAUAAAUGCAGCCGUAAAAAGGUAACUGUAACAGUUAAACGGGCAAAUUUAAAAACGAACCGUCAAGUUUAAAACGGUACCGUUUGGGGAUGCCCGUUGAAUUCCAAACGGU